UGAUUGACAUUCUGGUCAAAUUCCUGCACAGGUCAAAACUAAAAAAGGAUUGCUGUGCAUUGCUGAACUGUGAUACUUCCUCUACGUGGUUCGUGUGCAUUGUGAUAUAUAUAUAUGACACAGCAAAGAACAAUUAGACUUGAUUGACGUCUAUCAAAUCUGUAAAAGGAACACAGUUAAGACUGGCGCGUCACAGAAACCAGGACACAGCUGGGAAAUUAAGUGGAGACAGACUAAGGACGGAGAGUAGCGAGCACAGAGAAGGGUGCGCUUAUGGAAUGGGUUACCUAGCCGUGCUGUUGAUGCUGAAACAUCAUGAAACGCAUUUUGUGAGAUGUAUCGCAUUGCUACACCCCUAGUCAAAAGGGGCUCCCUGAUGCAGGCAUUAGGCAACGUGGGUAUUCCUUGUGAAAUGUUAAAAGCAGCAUGUAUUAAAUCUAUCACAGUGAAAGCAUGGUGAAGCAGGAAGCAGGAUAGAUACAACACGCAGGCAAUGGUAUAACAUGAGCAUUUGUUUUUACAGCAAAAGCAAAACUGUGAAAAAUCCCAAUGCGCUUUCACCGCGAAACUGUAUGCAGUACAUUAUUGUGCUGAGCUAUGAUGAGGGCUGGAUCAAACACCAGUUUGAACAUAUUAGGACGGCUUAUGAUUUUGUGUGAAAAACAAGAGAACAAACAGCUCUAAAAAAAAAAAAUUACAAAAAAAAAAAAAAAAACGGGCAGCUAUAAAUCUGAGCUGCUCUUGCUAACUAAUGAGUUCCAGCUGCUUUGCAAAGCUACAGACACACCCUGGAGAGUUGAGACACACAAAACAGACUUCUCUGCUUUAUUUCCAUAUGGAAGUAAAAUACAUAGAGGUUUACACUUUGACCGAAUUCCAUUCUGAUCAACAAGUUCAGAAAACUUGGGAAGGCUGGGAUUCAUUUAAUGAAUUAACCAGCAGCUGAUUAGUAACUGUUUAGUUAAUUAAAAACAGCUCCCCCCCCCCAUCCCUCCCUCCCCACCCCCAAGGAAAAUGAGAUCAACUCCCUUUUAAACAUUUAUCAUGUUCUGUCAUGUUGCACGCACAGAAUAAGAAUUGGAAAUGCAUACUGAGCUGCAGAAUUACUGUACCCUUGUAAACGUCUAGAAGGUUAGUGUCCACUUCUAGGGUUCUUGUUUAUUUGUAUUGCUUCAUUGUGUUCCCCAUGCCUUCUUCAGCACUCUACGUCAGUUAGAUAAGUCGAACAGAUUUAUACCAGCCCAGCGUAUCCCCAUCAGUCACUGCUUGCACAGUUGUACCAUGUUAUGUCUCCGAUCUAUGCAUCUGUUUUAUAAUGCACACAUGUUUUUUCCUUUUUAUGGCAGGGCAACUUUUUGAACUCCGUAGAGUUCCCACUAACUGUAAGAGAUUAAGGAGAUUCCAAAUGGUUAAUGAGAACAAAGUUGGGUCAGUCUUUUUUCAGAGCCAUGGGGGUAUGCACAGAUAAAGGGAUAGGGCUUUGUGCAUUUUAGAUGUGGGACCGUUUACAAGCAAUGGAGGUAUUGCAACAUACCAUUCUGGCAUUCUCUUUCCAGCAGCCAAUCUGUAGUCUACAAUCUGUUUAUAUUUGCAGAGUGAUUCAGUGGCAUGCACUUCGGAGAAAACACACUGGGACUUUUAAUGUUGCAAAAGCGCUCCUAGACCUUGACUAACAAUCUGAGUGUGCUUAUCAGGAGGAGCGCCCAUUGAACUGCCUGUCCAAUAAGGAAGGGGCAGUUGAGAUGAUUAAAGUUAUUGCCGUAACUGGAUUUUAUUGCGUGCAUUGUGUGCUUCUGCUUUGCUGAAAUGAUCUUUUGUCAAGGGAUUAUAGGAAAUUGUAAGUGGAUGUUUGCUUCCCGUUGACUCCAGCGAAGCAGAGCAGUGGGGUUAUGCAGCUGUGCUGCGUUCGUCGCCUGGUUUGCAGCAAGGCAAGGCCUUGCAAUGUUUGAUCCAUGUGCAGACUCUAAUUGCACGGCGUCCUGAGCAAGCGCAGAAGAACGGCGUGUUCGUAUUUCUCUGCAAGGCAGCCUGCUCACACAGAAAAAGGUAGAUUGCAUUCCAGUACGAACGACCACUUAAAGGGAUAUUUUACUACUUCUACUGUUAAAUCAACAAGAAGAAGAAUCAGGCAAGCGAGUGACAAUGUGGGUUGCUAAGCUACUCAAAGCCGGGGCAGAGAGUCGGAGCGCAGACAUCUCAAAUGGUAACACAAUCGCAAUCUUUACAUCAGAUUUAUCUUCAUUUUUUCACACAACAUGUUUAAACCGAGUCAUUGGAAGGAAUGCAGAAUUUUCAACAGGAAUACAAUGAUACUUAAUUUAUCAAAAAAAAAAACUAAUGAAGAAUUUAUAGUGGAGAUCAUCUUUGAAUAUUAUUCAGGAUCCUUAUUAUCCUUAUAAAAAGAAAGUUUCUUCUAAAACUAUUAAAAUCACUCAGUAGCACCGAGUAGAUUUUUGAAGACAUUGAAAAAAGACUUGUAGUCGAUUCAUUUGACAUUGAAUGCUGGUUUAUUUCAGUGCUGGUUUAUUUUAUGAAGCAAAAUCAGAUCAUUCUCUGGGGUGAUGCACAACUUUUGGUCAGAGCUGCACUUUCACUAGACUAUUACACUUUGCUGUGGCACACUUUUCUCAGGGUUGUGUGUGGCUGGCUCAGUGUCUCAGUUAAUCAAAGAGAACUAGGUCUCCUGUAGUAGCAAUACCACCCUGCAUCUAGGGCAACCUCAUGAUGGUUUGUGAUUGAGUGCAUUUCGACAUGCUACCCAAAAAAUAGUGUCACUGCAAAACAGCACCAACUUUACCCAUGGUGGCAGGAACCACGUGUCAGAGCAGGAGUGGCCAAACUUAACCCUUCCACUCCUGGUCUUUGUUCCAACCCUGUUUUAAAUUGUUUAAUUGAACCAUCCAGACCCUGAAGCUUUAAUUAUACCAUUUUACCUGCUAAACCUGGAGUGGAAUAGCCCUCCAGGACCGGGCUUGGACACCCCUGAAGAAACGUAGACGGGACAGGGCCUGCAAUGUGUUUUAAUAAGCAUUAGGAAUCUUAACAGUUUGGAGUUUAAACGGUUGAACAUUACCCGGAUGGUAAAGGUUUUUGCCUUGACGAUUUCAUGUGAUCAGAAAUAUGCAGGUUAAAUGCAGGAUGCUGGCUUUCUACAGCAGUAGCUAUAAAGUUUGCUGAUUUCAUAUUCAGUAUUUAUUCGUAGCCCAGUCCAUAUGCAGCACGUUAAUAUUGCAGUCAUUUAUUUUAAACUCAUAAACACGUGUGCCAACAGCAGUUACAGAAAUAAAACAUUAGUAUCAUAAUUCUGUAAGGCAUUUACAGCUCUGCAACAGGAAUCGAAACUCUUUUCAACUGGUCCGAUUCUCGCCAAGGUCACGCUGUUGCAAUUCACAGAGCACAAAGUACAGAUUCCGAUAGGAUGAUAACCUGUAUCUUUUAUUUAUUUAUUUAUUUUUAACCAAAAAAAAACACAAAGGAAUUACUGUAUAUAUGCUUGGUAUGGUUUAGAUUAUGAUCAGAACUCUAGACAAAACACACGUCCUGUGCUCCCUGCUUAGACACUGCUGCGUGGAAUUGCUGAUGUGAUGGGGGUCUUGGAAAUGCAUGCACAUCUCUGUCGGGAAACGCUUAAUAUGGUUUCCAGAAAACACACACAUAGAUAGCCGUCAUCAUUUGGAAACGCGGGUGAUCGGGUGGGUUUUGGGAAGUGCUUAAACAUUUACAACCCCACCCCUCAGAAUAAAUACAUGAAUUAAUAAUUACAGCUCCCAACUACGGCGUUAUUUAAGGGAGCGCUGUAAUAUUAAUUUAUGCUGUUUGAGCGACACAAAAUCGUGUUUGAAAUGAGGCAAGCUGCAGCUGCCUUGGCCCACAGCGACCUCACAGAACACAGUCACAAGUCCAGAUAAAGCCCUGCUCUGACGAACUUGGCAGAUGAUUUCGUUAGCUCACACUGAAGAGACAGGCCUCGUCCUCCUUUAAAACAGCAUGGAGGUGAAAGGCAACUGGAGCGCGCUGCCCAGUCAAUACGAGCAUGCACAGAAAUUAAUCCUAGACUCGCUGAAGGGCUUUAAAACCUGUAAAGUAUGCAAACGUGCUUGUAGAGAUAAAAGUGAAAUCGGAAAUAAAGAAAAUAAACGUUCGCAUAGAAAGCAGAACUAGAAUGCGACAGACCACACAGGGUGACAAACCAGUACAAAACUAUGGUUAGUGCAUAGGGGAAAAGCGUAGGAAGACUGCAAAUCUACUGUCCAAAUGCAUCGUGGUACUGAAUUCUGGUGCCACUCUAUUUAUUUAGUUAUUUAAUUAUUUUUAAAUAGCAAAUCAUAUUUAUUUAUUUUUUUUUUUUUUAACUUUGCACACAUUGCCACCCGGUGGUAUAAUAUAUAUGGUUCAAACUGUGAUUCCUUUAAGAGAAGUUCUUUUAAUGUGCUGUAAUUGUAUUUUUUAAUUCAAAAUACAAACUAUUCAAUUAAGGUUUGGAAAAGCAUUUAAAUAAAUUCUUUAUCAGGUUGUAACAACCACCCCCCUAAAAUUAGCAAAGGAAAGUACAGCACCCUACUAUACAAAGUUACAUUUCUACACUCUGCAAGAAAGGUCAUAAUAAUAAUAAUAAUAAUAAUAAGAAGAAGAAGAAGAAGAAGAAGAAGAAGAAGAAGAAGAAACUUUAAUACACCUGCCUUGCAUUUGUAUGACUAAUAAAAUAGUUUUGCAAUGUAGCUAGGACGUUUUUCCUUUAACACAAAAAGUAAUGCAAAUUGAAUUAAAUAAAUGUAAUUAAUAGGCGAACAUGUAUCCGUUUCACAAAGCCAUACCUGCAAACCUACAAACUGUCAUUGAAAAAAAAAAAAACUUUCUUGUCGGUCACCUUAGAUAAACCUAGUCGUGCACCAGCCCGUGGCAAGCUUGUCAGAUCCUGAUCGUGCAGCUUGACUGGCAAGACCUGUUCCACCAACACAACUUCACAGAGGCUGCAGUGCUGAGCACGCACAAAAUAUUCAACCAAAACAUGUCUCACUUCCUUUAACUGUGGGGAGGCGCAGCUGUGAGGUACACCAGACUAGAAAACAAAUAUAAAAGCACAUCGCUGCUUUUUUUUUUUUUUUUGGUCUCCCAAAAGAGAAGCUGCUUACCUUCGUGUGUUUUUUGUUCGCGGUUGGAGAUGCUGUGCGUAUUACGCGUUGUGGGUGAAUGUCGGCUCUACUGGACUGCAAGCGAGCUGGAUUGUAAGGAUUAUGAGUUAUCGAACGACCAGAUUGUGUAGCAGCAUUUACCGAUUGCCAACGCAACCAAAAAUAAAUAAAAAAAAAAAUGUGAUCCUCGAGUGCUUUCCUGCCUCCUUGGGUUAACGACACUGACAUGACCUCUGCCUGCAUGUCAGGAGCAACCCCAGGACAAGAAUGACUCCCUGCCAAGCCUUCUAGUACUGCAAAGCUGCCACCAUGAGGAGCCUAUAUGGGCAGUAUUACAACUCAGCCUUCAUUGAGGAGCAUUACAGAUAUACAAAGAAUGUCUCCAAGGUUGGCGUCAUGAACAGCACCAAAGACGGCCUCCCCACCGUGUCCAUCUUUUUCAUACUGGUGUGCUGCGUCAUCAUUUUGGAAAACCUGCUGGUCCUGAUUGCGGUCUUUCAGAACAAGAAGUUCCAUUCUGCCAUGUACUUCUUCAUUGGCAACUUGGCCUUUUCGGACCUCCUGGCAGGAUCGGCCUACAUCGCAAACAUCUUGUGGUCCGGACGCAGAACCUUUGAACUCGUCCCUGUUCAGUGGUUUAUCCGGGAAGGUACGGCUUUUAUAGCCUUGGCAGCGUCUGUUUUCAGUCUGCUGGCCAUUGCCAUUGAGCGCUACAUCGCCAUCACCAAGGUCAAGGUCUACGGAAGCAACAAGAGCUGUCGAAUGUUCUUCCUGAUUGGCGCUUGUUGGAUGACUUCCAUAGUUCUUGGCGGCUUACCAAUAAUGGGGUGGAACUGCAUGAAUGCCCUCCCGCUGUGUUCCGCUGUCCUGCCUCUAUACUCCAAGAGGUACAUCUUGUUUGUGGUCACCAUCUUCUCCAUCAUCCUUUUGUCGAUUGUGAUCCUCUACGUGCGCAUCUACCUGAUUGUCAAGUCCAGCCGGCGGGAGGCCACCGCGUCACCGGCUUACGCCUUGCUGAAGACGGUCACCAUCGUUCUCGGGGUCUUCAUUGUCUGCUGGCUGCCCAGUUUCAUCAUGCUCAUCCUGGACGUCUCCUGCCCAACCCAGGCUUGCCCGAUACUCUACAAGGCGCAUUAUACCUUCGGGUUUGCGACCCUCAACUCUCUCCUCAACCCAAUCAUUUACACGCUGAGGAGCAAGGACAUGCGCAAGGAGUUCUUGAGGGUCCUCUGCUGCUGGUGGAUCCUGAAAAGUGGGCGCUCCAAGGACCGCUGCAUGAUUCCUCUUAAGAGCUCCAGCUCUUUAGAACACUGCACCCACAAACACGAACACCACACCCCCAUCAUGCAGGACUGUACUACGUGCGUAUAAGCUUCAGUGUUACUGAAUCCCAAGUUUUUAUUGGGGGAUGGGGGUUACAAAUAUGGGAUGAUCAAAUACCAAAGACUGUCAGGUUAUAAGAGUUGUGCCUGUCGAACAAACAGCCCACUAAGAUCAAGUUUUACGGAGACACUUUUAACCCAAGAGGUGUAAUUCAGGAAAGAAUCAGUCCAGUUGUGCUCCGCUGAGCUGCUCAGAGAUAUUACGAAUGCAUUCACCAAGGGGUACAUCAGAUUAGGUCCUGACAGAUUUAGCACUUGACCAGAGGUUCAUUUCCAUCAAUCUGAAUCCCACACAGGGAUGAGUUUUGAUACCACUGUAUCCGUCAUAGUGAGGUUCUGUUGUCAUUUUGAGUCUUGUGUGGGAUGAUUCAUCAAUUACAAGCUCCUGUGCAGUUAUGUUCAGUGCACUAUACUGUACAAUUUUUUUGUUUUAAGAAAUUGUGAACAAAUUCAAUCUUGUUAUAGGUGGAAGACUGAGAGGACAGGAGAGUGAAUCCUCAAUCCUGGACUGGAGGGAGCACCCUUUCUUUUAGGGGUGAGGGAGGGAGCAGUUCAG
This is a messenger RNA of Polyodon spathula (Mississippi paddlefish), 7070 nucleotides long. It is a transcript of the gene s1pr2, whose product is annotated as sphingosine-1-phosphate receptor 2. Gene Ontology annotation, biological process: sphingosine-1-phosphate receptor signaling pathway. Bases 5442 to 6503 code for a protein of 353 amino acids. The transcript has 2 exons. Gene Ontology annotation, cellular component: membrane. Lineage: Eukaryota; Metazoa; Chordata; Actinopteri; Acipenseriformes; Polyodontidae. The record is from RefSeq and is a predicted model, not a curated record. Gene Ontology annotation, molecular function: sphingosine-1-phosphate receptor activity.